AUGUCAUCCGCCUCGCAUCCCGAGCCCGAGCCCGAGCCCGAGCCGGAAUACGAUGUGGUAGGUAUCACGAAAGUCAUACGCCCGCCCGUGGACCUCUCCUCACUGCCGCCGACGUACCUUCUCACGGGCCACCUAAAGCCGCCCGAAUACCAAAAGCUCAAAGAGAAGCUGCGGCAAUGUCGGUGUCCGCUCCGGGAGUUCGUGCGGGACGCGGCGGUGUUCAUUGCCGACGUGGGCACUAAGCGGCGGUGCGAGCUGGAGCUGCGGAAGCAAGGCUUGUUCGUGGUGACGCCGGAGAUGGAGGUGGGCGGGAAGGUCGACGUCAACAGGGUUAGACCGUUUAGGGUCGUGAAACGGGCGUGGUUUGAGGCGUCGCUCAAGAUGGGGACGCCACAGAAGUUGGAGGCGUUCACGCUGCUGGAGGGCGAGGUCGUCGCUAUGUCGAGGUGGGAGAGGGAUCAGGCGGAGACGACCAGUGGGCCGCCGGAGGACGCAGAGCUGGAGAAGAAACGGAAGGGCGUCAUGGAGCGCGCGCUGGCAGAUGCGGCGGAUGUGCCGGCUCGUAAGAGGGCCCGGUUUGGUCGGCAGAAGCAGGCGGGCAUCGAUGCGAUCUUGAGCGUGACUAAGGGAACGCCUCUGCUCCGGCGGUCUACAUCGUCGUUUGAAGGGAAGUACCCUUCGCGUGAUCUCCCAGAGUGGAUAAUCAAAAAGAACACUUACUCGUGCUGCCGUUCCACUCCACAGGAAUCUCCCAACGAUCUGUUCAUCGAGCAGCUAAAGGUCAUCAAGAAAUCUCGAGUCAUAACUCUUGACUCCACCGGCGUGCGAGCAUAUUCCACCGCCAUCGCUGCGAUCAAGGCGUAUCCGUACCCUCUGUCCUCUGGCACAGAAGUCCAGGAGAUCCCCGGCUGUGAUGGCAAGAUAGCAGCUCUAUUCCAGGAGUGGAGGGACUCUCACGAUAAACCCGAGAAACGCACCCUCCGAGCAGUCACCGAGCUCGAGAAGUCCCAAUCCUACCAGGUACUCAGCCAAUUCGCAGGUAUAUGGGGCGUGGGAGCGGAGACGGCAUCGAAGUUUUUCUAUGAGCACGGGUAUAGGAAACUCGGCGACAUCAUAACGUACCACUGGUCGAACCUCUCUCGCGUCCAGCAGAUUGGCGUGAAACACUACGACGAGUUCCUCGCGCCUAUCAACCGUCGUGAAGUCGAGAAGAUUGCUGAACACAUCAAGUUGCACGCAGCCAAGGUCCUGCCCGGUGUACAGAGCAAGAUCGUAGGAGGGUAUCGUCGCGGUGCGAAGGAGUGUCACGAUGUAGACGUACUCCUCUCCCACCGGCGUGCUAUUCCUCCGGACUUCCUAGUGACGCUCCUCCAAUCACUCGAAGAGGCCGAGCUGGUGACACUUACCCUCUCCGUUUCGAGUGCCAAACUGCGGCACGAAGACCCACACCGCCCAUCAAAGGGCCACUUCGACAAUCUCGACAAGGCCCUCGUCGUCUGGCGUAACCACAAGGGUGGCCUGCACCGCCGAGUUGACAUCAUCAUAGCUCCGGCGAUCUGUGCUGGCACUGCGCUGCUGGGCUGGUCCGGGGGAACAACGUUCCAGCGGGACCUUCGCCUGUUCUGUGAGAAAGAAAAAGGUUGGAAGUUUUCGAGCGAUGGCGUGUGGAGGGGGAAUCAGCGGGUGCCCGGGACGGAGGGGUGGAGUGAGAAUGAGACGUGGGAGGAUGUGGAAAGGCGAGUGAUGGAGACUGUCGGCGUUUGUUGGAGGCUGCCGAAUGAGAGAUGUACGGGCUGA
Tricharina praecox is the source of this 1797-nucleotide messenger RNA. RefSeq lists its product as uncharacterized. The record is from RefSeq and is a predicted model, not a curated record. Gene Ontology annotation, cellular component: nucleus. The coding region runs from base 1 to 1797 and encodes 598 amino acids. The transcript has 2 exons. Gene Ontology annotation, molecular function: DNA-directed DNA polymerase activity; DNA binding. Gene Ontology annotation, biological process: double-strand break repair via nonhomologous end joining. Lineage: Eukaryota; Fungi; Ascomycota; Pezizomycetes; Pezizales; Pyronemataceae.